AUGGAUACCAGUCGAGGCAUGAGUUACAAGCUAGACGACAUUACGCCCUUGAGCAGCUUGAAGGACUGUCGAAUCAAAGUAGAUGCAAUUGUGAGCGUGAAGAAAUUUUGCUGCCUCCAACGCAACCAACAGCGGAGCCAAAAAGCUGAGAGUCAAUUUCUUCGAAACGCGUCGUGGCAGCUGAAACCGACGGAAUCAAAGGGUUCAGAGACCAAAUCGCUACGAUCGCAUUAUCUCAUGGCUGCUACAAGUCCCUCGUCGAGUACGGCGCUCACUCCAUCGCUGUCUAAUGCUUCCUGCAAUCAUUUGUUUGUAGAGGCACGCACGGAAACCUUGUAUAUGACUGAUAUCAACGAAUUCUUCAUCUGCAAACUAUGCAAAGGCUAUUAUCGAGACCCGUAUACUGCAAAAGAGUGUCUGCACACCUUCUGUCAUGGCUGUAUACGAGGGUUCUAUUUGCACACACCAUCGUGUACUUGUCCAACGUGUGACGUGGAUCUGGGUGCCAAACCAUGGACCCAAUUCAUUCCUGAUCCAGCAAUGAAAGAGCUCUCUGAAAAGUAUUUGCCAGAUUACCGUGCAGCUGAAGAAAGGGAAGAGCGAUUGUUCUACGCAAAGUUUGGUAUCAAGCGCAAACAACCUGAUACUCCAUGUAAGAAUCGCCAGAGUGCUUCAAAGCUCGGUCGUGCGCUUGGCCCGUCAUCUCCGGGACAUAUGAUUCAGUUUGAGCUGCAUCCACAGCGCAGUCCGGAUGUCCCUCUAUUUCUCCUCCUCGGCGAACUCAAGGCUCCGUGUAUGAACACGCAGUCAUUUUUCAAGGGUCAUGUAUCUGCGCAAGUACCUGGCUAA
This is a messenger RNA of Peronospora belbahrii, 849 nucleotides long. The record is from the annotation of a GenBank genome assembly. NCBI's taxonomy places the organism in Eukaryota, Oomycota, Peronosporomycetes, Peronosporales, Peronosporaceae.